This is a messenger RNA of Chironomus riparius, 1578 nucleotides long. Lineage: Eukaryota; Metazoa; Arthropoda; Insecta; Diptera; Chironomidae. The record is from the annotation of a GenBank genome assembly.
GUUGAAAUUGUAAAAUUUACUAAAAUUGAAGAAUUAAUAUAGAAUUUUGUUAUAUUAAAUUGUUAAAACUCGUGAGAACUAUAGUUUAAGUCGGGAUCUUUCAAAUAAUAGUGAAUUAGUGCUUGGUCUUUGAGUAUUUCAUCGGAAAUUAAGAUGACAAAAACUGCAAAGAAAAGACAUGUGUCAAUGAAGAAAAAGGCAAGCUGGAGAAAGCAUACAGACAUUGCUGAUGUUGAGCAAUUUCUCGAGGAACAACGUUUACAAGAACGAAUUGGAGCGAAUAUCGAGAAAACUGAUGCAGAACUCUUCAAAGUCGAUAAGACACCAAACUUAAGGACAACAUCCGCUCGUCUAGAGAAGAAAUUACGUGCACAGGAGCCAUCAAAAUGCUUCAUAAGCUUAGAAAACAAUUCAAAAGUUCAGGAUCCAAUCACAAAGAGAAAUCGUGUGAGGACAUUAGAGGAAAGAAAGCAUCCAUUAUUAAAGGCAAAAAUUAAGCGUAACAAGGAAUUAGGUAUCAUACCAGAAAGAAAAUUACAAUCAAUGACUGAUAGAAUAGCGGCAUCAAAAAAAGUCAUUGUAACAAAAGAAAAGGAAAUUGAUUUCCAAAAAGAUUUAUGGGAUGGUGAGGAAGAAGGCAUGAAAGAAAAUCCAGAAUUGGCAUCGUCAUGGGUUAAUAAGGAUUUAAAGCAAUAUCAUUUAAAGAAUUUGGGUAUUGAUACAGUUAAAGUGCCACAAAUUACAUACGAAAGGAGAAGUCAAUUGAAAGCUAUUGACGUACUUCCAGGCACAAGUUAUAAUCCAAAUAAAGAGGAUUAUGAUAGUUUGAUAGGGGCUGUUGUUGAAAAGGAAGCCGCACAUAUGAAGCAAUCAGAGAAGUUAAACCGAUCAUUAAAGGCAGUUUAUCAGAAAACGACAAAAUCAGAACUUAAACGUCGCAAGCGAACUGAAAUGCGUGAAGGAUUUCCAACAAACGGUCCUAUCAGAGAUGACGAUGAACAGCCGUCGGGUGAUGAGUAUAAAACAACAAAUCCACCAGUCAGGAACAGAAAAAAGGAUUUAAUGAAGCGCAGAAAGCAAAAAGAACACAGAUUGCGUAUGGCUCAAGCAGAAAAGGAUAAAACUGAAUUAAAGAAGAUUAAGGAUUUGGGAAUGCUUAAAAUGUACAAGAAACAAAUUAAAAAGAAUGAAGAAGUUUUGAUUGAACGCAAAGAGGAUCGCGCAGUCAAACAAGAAUUGAAAAAGAAGCAGCCACGUAGAUUAGCACGUAAAAAGUUCGAGGAAGAAGACAUUCAAGUUGAAGAUAAUCCUGAGGAUUUGGGUAAUUUGAGGAAAUUGAAGCCACUGGGAAGUAUCCUUGUUGAUCGAUUCAAGAGCAUGCAAAAAAGAAACAUUUUAGUGCCGAAUGUUAAGAGAAUGCCAAGAAAACGUCGUUUGGUCAGAAUCAAGAAGAAUGCAUUUAAAGAGGAAGUUCCACAAUCAAAGAAAUCCAAGAAAGGUCCAAAACAAAAGCUGAAAAUUCAUGAUUAAUUAAUUAUUAUUUUUAAAUGAAAUAAACAAUUUUUUGAUGCAUAUUAA